AUGCUUCAGAACACAGCUCCCAUUGACGAAGACAUUGUUACCUCUGAAGCCACAUUUGCCAUAACAUCCAAAAGCUUCACCACAUCUCACCCUAGCCCAAACACCAUACCUCAGAAUCACAUCGGCCCAGCCCUUGAGAAUGAUACUGCUACUGUUGGCCGUGUGGGGAGAGACACUUUGAUGUGGGAAAGCCACAUCAGCAUGUCGAAAGCAGCUCGUAGCAAGUCAUCUUCUAGAGAUGCACCUAGAGAAGUCUCACGCUGGGGGUCCUCUUUCAAGUCCAAAGAGGCCCCAGAAAAUGCUAAUUCCACAGCUUCUGAAGAUGCAUUGAGCAAAGGAUGUGUUAUCAAGGCGAGCUGUGCUGAAAAGAAGGCAUCUGCAACUGAGGAGACCAGCACAGUUCUUGGAAAUAUCUCUACCACGGGUGAAAAUUUCUACAAAGCUCCUAGAAAUACCGCUAUGGAUGAAAGCAACAGGGAAACUGCUGUCGACGUCACUCCUGAAAUCAGCUACACUCCGACAAUUGCCCUAGGAGAUAUUUGCAACAGGAAGUCACUUCCUGCUCCUGCAGAUAGCAAUAGCAUCACUUCUGGAGAAAGGGCUAUUGGUAGCUCAUUAUUUGGAGAUGCCUUCGGUACUGGAGACACUGCAAUUGCUGCCACUGCCUUUGGUGCCACUAUGAAUACCAGUGGUGCUCAAGUAACCUCAAGCCCUGAGGACUAUACCACUAAAGUGGGUGACAUCACCAGUUUCUGUGAUGAGUUAACCAGUGGCGCUAACCCUGUUUCUGAGCCUGGAGAGAUUUCACCCACCGCUUUUAAAGAAACGUCCCUCUCUAGUCCUGAAAACGCUGCGGUCUUCUCAGAGGGCGGCACUACCAACCUUUUCGGUGCAGAGAAUUCAGUUGUCACUACAGCAUUUUCAGCUGCUUCCCAACCACCUCCAGCUGUUGUCUUUACAAACGCCAGCCUCGCUCUUGAUUGCAACAACACAACUGCUGGUCCUGGAGAUAGUCCUACCAAUGGAAACAAAACAGGAACUGUGUCUAGAGAAGCCAACGUUUCCUCUAGUACUGCUCCAACAUCCAGAGACACCCACAAAGCCUCCACAGAUGGCAGUUUUAACACUUCUGGCAAUAUACCCACCCCUGUCCCUUUAGGGGCUGUCACAACAGACUCUGGGAACUCUGUCACCAUUCCUAGUGAGAUUGACACGUCCCUUGGGAGCAUCACGGCCACUUGUUUAGACACUGCCACCGUUAACGAGCCUUUUUUCAUUCUUCCUGGAAACGUGACCAACGUUGUCGGCAUCAUAGACACUACAACUGGUAUGUUUAAAAACAUGGCCACCAUCCACGGAAAUAUACCAGCCGCUAUUGUAGUAGAGACCAUCACCAUAGCCAACCCUUCUGAAGAAACUGCCACUAUGCCGUCUUCUGGAGGUGUCAGGGAGACACCCCUUCCUAGAGAGACAGCGAGCACGGAGUCUGAAAGUUCAACCGUUACACCUAGCUCAAUUCAUGUCCAUGAGAAUGCUAAUGCCGCUGGAUAUAUUGGUAUCAGAGAUUGUCGAGAUAACGCAAUCAGGGGAGACAGCGUUGCAACUGCUCCAGAAAAUGCCAACCAAACCGAACUCUUAGCUUCCUCUUCGAAGGGCGUCAACAUCAGCUCGAGAGAGAACCUUGGCACCUCUCUGAAAAAGACCUGCGGAGAUACCACUGCUAUGGCUCCUUUCGUUGAAAGCACUCCCAUUCCUGUUGGUACUAAAAGGACAGCAACUCCAGGAAACACACUCUCAAACAUGGCUGGGAACAUGGCCACCAUGAUCCAUGGACCCACCGUUGUCUCUGGAGAUGCCGUUAGCACCACCCCAGACAAGGACACCACCUUUAGACACAAGGACAGCAGUGAUGGUCUUGGUGACAAUGCCACCCCUGGGAAUGACACAGCCACCAUGUGCACAGAGGAAAACUGUUUUCUUCAUGAUGAUGCUAUCACCACUGUCUCCAGCAAAACCUUUGCUGCAUCCCAAGAUACCACCUUGAAUGUUCCUGGAUCUGUUACAAUUACCACUUUCUCCCAGGACACCACUGAAACAGAACUUGGGAAACCCUCAGAAACUAUAGCUGACAAAACCGCUAUAGCUUCUGGUAACAUCACCACUAGCCAUGAAAAAACUGCUAGCACUGGUGUCAUUAUUCCUACAAAUAUUUCCAGGAGUGAACCUGCCAGAGAGGCCACUACUAGAUACACAACCAUCACACUGGAUGACCAAUGUGCUCUUGCUCUUCAGAGCACCGGUGUUGCAACUCCUGAAGAAGCCACCGUCCCAAGGACUUCUAUGGUAUCUAGAGAGGCAGCUACAAUUCAUUUAGAGAAUGUCACUGCCACUGCGACCACCUCUACUGCUUCUGAGGACGCUUCUAUCACCUCUGCAGAUGCUACUGCCUCCAUUGGAAAAAAUACUAUAGACAUUGUUUCUGGAGAUGUCUCCAGUGCAGCACAGGACAGAAAUCUGAAUGCCAGUACUAUUGCUGGUGACAGCAAAGCCCCUUCAGAUGCUACCAUGGCUGUUCCUGGGGUUGCCACACCAAACCCUGGGUCUUUUACUAACAGUUCUUUGCUCUCCACAGUAAUUGAAAAUGUUGCUGCAGAAGACACUACCACCAAGGACACACCUGGCUCUUUGCUAAUCAACACAACUAAGAGCAGAGACACCUCCUCUGACACUCCAGAGGAGAUGUGCUAUGGAGACAGAGUUGAUUCUGUGUACAGUGAGACCACCACAAUCAGGGGGCAUAUGCCUACCCCUAGUUUAUCAUUCUCAGCUGGAACUAGUAUUCAAGAGGCCAACACAAGUCCAGGAGAUACCACCCCUGCCUUUAGCUGCACCACCAAAAUUCCAGAGGGUGAACACCUUGUGGGGACAGUUAACUCUGUGCACAAUGAGAUGCUCCUCUUCCUUGAGCAGGCAUCCGGUAGGAAAACAACCGGCAGUGGACGUGUCAUCGCUGAAGCCACCGCACCAAGUGAGAGGAACCUAACAGAAAAUGCUGCUGGCUCCUCUGGAGACAAGAUAUGGAUUGAUACCCCUGGGGUGGUAGGAACCAAGAAAGGGACACCAGGCUCCAGUGCAACUAGCGGGACUUUUAAAAUAUCUGAAGUCACUACUACUGCUACCAGCGUUUUUUCUGUAUUUGCUACUGAGGACAACAACACCAUUGCAAUGUCUGUAGGCACCAACUUCAUUCCUACCACCAAAUUCAAGGAACCUACUGCUACCAAUGUCUCAGGAGAUGUUUCUCAAACCACCAUCCUUGGGGGAGAUGCUAUCACCAUCACCACCACUACCAUGGGAGCCACAGCCACAGUUACUUCCCUUAGAGAUUCUGUCAUGGCCACCCAGGCUUUUUCUGAAGAUAUUACCACUGUUUCUAGAAACAGAUCUACUAACAUCCUUCAGGAUACCCCAAAACUGGGAGAAAUGGUUACCUCAGAGGAUACUGCUGCUACUACUACUUCUCUCAGAGACAUCAGAAUUCAUUGUGAUGUCCUUACUCGGGGGACAAGUUCUUCUGCAGACACUCACAUCCUUGAAGAAACCUCUGAUCUAGCUAAGAUUAUUCCAAAAGAUGAUCUCAGCAAUGACCUUUCUGAUUACAGGACUAUAGUUACAACAAAUGUAAGCACUAGUACCAGCAAUACCUUGAGCGAUACUGUUUCUACUCCUGGUAAUGCUACUUCUGUGUUCAAGAUCACCACUAGCUCUGAUAUAAUUCCAACUUCUAGGGAUGUCCCAGCCACCAUUGUAGGUGCCAGGGUCCAGGAUCAGACCACAAUCACUGAGGCUCCCACUGUUGUCCCUGAGAUAUACUCCUUUGCUACAGGAGAAAAUGUCACCAUCGCACAAACUGUCACUGGAGAUGCCACCAUAGCUACUGUCCCACAAGGCAGAGUCACCGGUAAUGUCACCACCAUCAAUAAUCCUGAAAAUGUUGCCAAUAUAACAGUCAGCCCUGGAGAGACAGAUGAUGAUGCUUCUAAUCCAUGGGACAGAACCACUUUGGCCCUUGAAGAAAUAGUCCCCACAAUGAAGACGCCUUCCUUGGGUAAUGCAAUCAAUGUGACCACACCUCUAAGAGAAGCCAGUGCUCAUUCACACAGCUUCCCUCCUACAUUCAGCACUCUGGACAGCACUCUUUGUGGUGACGCCACUGGUCACCCAGGAGCAGUAUUCAUUCCAAACCUGGACACUAUUGCCAUACUAGGAGAUACUUCUAAGAUACCUGAGACAUGCCUUGCCUUUGACAAUUCCAUCACUCCCACCCAAUUGGUUGAUGGUACUGACCUGCCUGUUGCCACUGAAGACAAAUCUACCCCUAGAGCCACUCCCAGCAUUCCCACUUCUGAAGACCUGAGCAUCAUCACUGUUGCCCCUGAAGAAGCUACCACAGUUCCUGGAUGGGCAAAUGCCAAUGAAUAUAGAGGGGUUAUUGCUACCCCUGUCCCUGAGCGUACCCCCACCACAUCAGAUGUCAUUGCCCUUUCUUCUGGAGAUAGUACCACAGGCCUCUCUGGUAGCCAGGACAUAAUCACCACUGCCACACCCUCUGAAGAUAUCAUUGCCUCUACCACUGGAGAUAAUAUUUCUUUCUCUGAAAGCAUCGCCCCCUCUGAAGGGUCAGUUACUUCCAGGCAGAUCAGCAUGGCAGCUAUUCUUGAAGACACUGAGAUACAGAGAGAUACCUCUGGGGCAACCAGUUCCCUUGAAGAGACACCUGUCACUGAGGUGCGUUCCAUCUCCGAAAUGACCCUUACUUGUAGAGAAGGCACCAACAUCGCUCCUGAAACUACACUUCCAGAAGAUCCCCUGUUGUCCCCUAUUGCUACUGCCAUCACUCUAAGCGGUGGGACCAUCCUUUCCCAUAGUGAGACUACAUCUCUAGGGAAAUCGACAGACCUAAACUUGAGUACCAUCUCUUCAGCAGAUUCCAUCGCCAGGACUUUCACCAACCCAAGAGAGGAAGACCCUAUUUUCUCCAGGGUAAUAUCUGUCCCUUUCUCUGGAGGCACUGGGAAAGAGACUUCCACUAUUGGGACCACUCUUGCAAUUCCUGAGGCUUAUACUUCUAAGGCUACUCCUCCUCCUGAGGAGAGUCUCGUCCCUGGUGACCCCAGUGUUUCUGAAGAUACCAGUACUAGGGCAGCCACAUUUGACACUGGAAAGUCCUCCACAUCCGACGCUAACAGUGUAUUGGAAAUACAUUCCAGUUCAGAAGAAGCAGCUACCACCACCACCAGCCGUGCGUCUUUCCCUGGGAUUAUUGACGCCACACCUUGUGACAGUGAUAGACCUGGUGAGACACUUACUUCUGGGAAAGUCACCACCAUUGAUGUCCAUGGUAAGAUACCCAGUUCCAGAGCUACCACUUCUCCUAGAGAGACGUUAGUAUUUCAAGACAAUGCCACCAGUGCUUCAGGACGCCCAAACACCCCUAAAAAUAUCAGAAAUGCACCUGAAAAUUCAAUGGCCGGAGUCAGCAUUCCUGUCUCUGGAAGCCACGGUGCUGCUCUAGAUGAUCUUGUGACCACCACACUUGACAAGUCCAAUGACACCCACGCUAGAGAGUCUGCUACCAUCGAAGGGGCCCAGGCUAUCAGUUACAGAAAAAGACCUGAAGCCGAUACUAGAAGCACACCUACAGGCAUUACAAUGGUCCCAGGAGAGUCUUCCACCAUCCCUCCAGCAGAAGCACCUGGAAAGACCACGGACAACACUUCGGAGAGCCCUAUGUCCACAGAACAGAACAGUGCGACUGUCUCUGGGGACCCCUCAGCUGCCCCAGGAUUGGUCCUCAAUGCCAACAUCGGAGAGACUAAUAUUGCUACAACUGGAAAGACCACGGAUCCCACCACUAGAUCUGUGGAUCCAGGUCUGACUCCAGCUAUUUGUCCAGGAGAGGUGCCUGAUGCUGCCACAUUUGGAGAAAGUGUUGACACCACUGCAGAAACUCAUGGACACAACUUGGCUGCCCGGGAAGUGUCUCUUAUUGAUGCCCCAAGAGAAGUUCCCAAAGCUGGAAAUGCCACUGAAGCCACCCAAAGGGAGACCCCCAUGGUCAUAUGUGAAACCACCACAGUUACUCACAGGAAAAUCUCACCCGCGGUCCCUGGGAAGAGCCCCACCUCUGCCACCUCUGGAGUAUUCCCUUCCAUCGCUCUUGGUGAGAUUCCAUCCGCUGUCUCUGAAGAUGCUCCCAUGGACUCUAAAGGGAGCCCUUCUGCUGCACCUACAGAGAACACUCCCAUUGCUGCCCCUACCUGCAAAAAGGCUCCUGUGGUUGCCCCCAGAGGGGUUACCUCUGCUUCCCAAGGAAAAUCCAGCAUUAUCAAGCCCGUGGCCCUUCUGCCAUAUUGGUCCACCCUGCUCAUCAGCAUGCUGGUCAUCCUGGUAUUGGCUGUUGGAUUUUGCAUGGUCAUCUAUUAUGCAACGUUCUUCAUCAUGGUCACCUACUCAACAUUGUAA
This is a messenger RNA of Zootoca vivipara (common lizard), 6525 nucleotides long. The record is from RefSeq and is a predicted model, not a curated record. Lineage: Eukaryota; Metazoa; Chordata; Lepidosauria; Squamata; Lacertidae.